AUGACUACUGAAAUCGAAGAGUUAUGUCAGAAACUGACUCACGCGUUCGAAGAACAGAAAGAUGACCCCGUCUCAUUAGUUACAGUGAUAGAUCUAUACGCAUCUCAUAUUAACUCACAUAUGACACUUCAAGAGAAAGAAAGUUUUUUACAGACAAUACACGAUGGGUUGUCCGAUCAUAUCAUCGAACAAAUAGGUUGGGAUUUGCCAAAGACUCUGUUAGAUUUCAUCUCUGCAGAAAACCUUAAAACUGAGGAUCAAUUAUCAAAGAGCCCUAUUCUGCUGACUGUGGCAAAAUGUUUUAAUAAGAUUGCUAUUAACGGGAACUCUAAGGAAUGCUUGCUGGCGGCCUGUGAAUCGUUGUCUGAUUUGAAAAUAGCCCCUGGCGAAGAAGCCGAUGAAGUUUUGAAAUCUGAAUCUCAUCUAUUGAGUGAUUUGAAACUCGAUGAUUCGAAAGAGAAUCAAAAUGAUACUAAGACUGAUGUUGAGAAACUUAAUGAUUCUAUAUACAAUGCCGAUGAACCUCUAAAGUACGAGGAUGAAACCGUUCCGGAUAUAAAGAUCCAUUUCUUGUUUGAAAUGAUAAUUACUUGUAGUAGAAGAUUGGAAACACCUUAUCCGUCGAAAUUCCUAGCUGAAGUGGUAAUGGCAAUCAGUAACUUUAUGAGAAAUAAUAUCAAAUUAAUGAAUGAACCAAUUUUUUUCUUGAAACGAGUAUAUCAAUAUAUUGUUAGUUAUAACAAAAUACAACAUGAUAGGACUACUAAGUUCAAGGAUCAAAAUAUCGGUGAUGAUGAUCCACAGGCCAAAAUUUUUAAAGAUGAACUUUAUUUGGAAAAUAAAUUGAUUUCUCAUCUGAUCACUCAUACUUUAGCUCAAUGUUUGAAAGAAACAUUUUUCCCAUUUGAUUUCUACUACUUUAUGGAAUUAGAAGGAACAGGUAUUUUAGACAAAAAGAUUGAUUUGACUGAUAUUCUUUCAAAAUUCUAUUUACUGACUUUACUUUAUGAUAUUGAUUUAGUUCAAGAAUUUAAAAAUUAUGCCACCGAAUCCAAAAAUAUUUAUGAUAGAACUUUUCAAAAAUUGAAUGAAUCGGAGGAUAAAACUGUAACCAAAAAAUUUAUAGAUUUCUUAUGGAAAGUGGCGUAUAAUUAUACAAUUGAAAAAUCAUUGAAGGAAACUACACUUGUCAUGGACCCAUUAGGGGUUUUGAUUCUUAUUGGGGCAUAUUAUUUGGAAGAAGCAUCAUGUGUUAUCACUGAUUUAAAAAUCACUGAUGCAAUUUAUUCAUAUCUUAGAUAUACCACAACUGCAAAAAAUUCGGAGUUAUAUUAUAAUUCAUCAGCUGAAUGUGCUUUAAAAUAUUGUUUAUGGGUAACAGUUACUCAAAAUUCUACUAAUUCAUUAAGAGAAGAAUUGCAUAAGUUACCAGAACCUAUCUCUCGAAUUUUCUUAGAGUCAUUCUUGAGGAGAAUUUGGGUUUCUCAGGAGAAUCACACAUACAAUAUUUCAUUUAUUGUAUUGAGUCGGUUGCUCUGUUUAUUCCCAGAAUAUAUAUCCUUUGAAUUCAUUAAUAGUUCGUUGGCAUCUUGUCCCGAUAUCACAGCCAGGGGUACUCUUCUGUCGAUCUUAAAAGUAUUGAUGACAAAACCUAUACAGAAUACCGAUUCUUAUCCUAUUCGGUCGCCUACAGAACCAAUCAUUCCCAUUGAGACUUCUUCCAAUGAUAAGACAACCAUAGAUACUCCUGUUGAAGGCCAAAAGGAUAAGAACACUCCACCGAAAUUACCACCUAGGCCUUAUAUCCAAAUGAAUGAUACUACAAUGAACAAAAUAUCAAUAACGUUCGUAUCAACAGUAGAAGAAUAUAAGCAGACCAAGGAAGAUGGGUAUUUUUUAAACUUAAUAUUGGAUUAUAUGAACUUUUUUGUCAGUUUACGUGGUAAUUGUAAUCUUACUGUAUUGACCUGUAUUAGUAAUGCAGUAGACGAUGUCAUUACUGAUCCCCAGGAUCCAAGACCACUGGUUGGAUUUAUCAGACAAGCUAACGAAAUAUUACUACUUCAUACCUCUUCAUUAAAACCAGAAGAAAUUUAA
This is a messenger RNA of Maudiozyma barnettii, 2097 nucleotides long. RefSeq names its product Ybp2p (gene YBP2). Bases 1 to 2097 code for a protein of 698 amino acids. The record is from RefSeq and is a predicted model, not a curated record. Gene Ontology annotation, cellular component: cytoplasm. NCBI's taxonomy places the organism in Eukaryota, Fungi, Ascomycota, Saccharomycetes, Saccharomycetales, Saccharomycetaceae. Gene Ontology annotation, biological process: cellular response to oxidative stress. The transcript has a single exon.